AUGGCAGCUCCAGCCAAUGUCCCCGAGUUCUUUAGCCUACCCCUUGGGGCUGACUACCCAAAAGAACUUGACCAGCAACUCAAGAGAACCCGUGCUUGUACAAUCAAGAUAGAGGGUGUUGCCAGUUCUAUCUCAGCCAGUCUAAGAAUUCGGUUGGAUUCAAAGCAACCUUGGCUUGAUGUUCAGUUCGACCGGACGCAUGUCAUAUUCCCCGCCACACGGGCAGCCUUCAAGUUGGUCCUUCAGGGUGACAGUCGCGAGACCGACAACAUCAUUAAAACGCACCAAAAGUCUGCACCCCAAUUGAAGAAGGACUACCAAGCCUGCUUCUUUCAGCUAAGCGCGUCCGCUGAUCCUGUUUUCGCUGGUCCGUUUUGGAAACUGAACAAAGACCUAUCCGCGCGCUGGAAAUCCUUGCAGGCGGUCAAGUGGAACCAAAAAACGGCUACUAUCUGGAUUGAAAUUCCCAACAAAUGCCUUGAUGAGUUUCGGAUAAUGCAGACCCACAUCGCCAAGCUGGUGACACUUGUCCGCACAAACCUUAAGCCCAACAACCCAGAGUGUGGGCUUUGGUACGCCGAGCGAAACCAGCUUCCAGAGUCAGACAAAGCGCCUCGACGGCCCAAAGCCCCUUGGCUCUUUGAUCAAGACGGGGACUAUCAUACAUGGGAUUCCCCUCUCAACUUUUUUCUGGACGAGCAGGAUCGCCGUUCGCGCCUGGUCGAAGCCGCCAUCAUAGAGCAACAUAUCGAGUGCGCCACGUACGACAAAGUCUUUUGCGACGAGAAGAUUCACGACGUAAUCCUUGAGCGCGCUGGACCAACGGAGGCCUACUGGCAGUUGCACGUGUGGAUGAACGCCGACCCAAAGCCGGAUCCACCUGAAGGAAUCAAGGCCAAGUACCAGGUCAAUACGGCUGGCUCAGGGGAAAGUGCAACCGGUACGCUGGUCACUGGUGAUGGUAUCUGUAUCCAAUCCAGUAGAGCAGACUUUGCAAUCCUGACACGAGCCUCUUUUGACUCUUCUAUGGACGGCCAGAUGAGGAAGAUCAAGGCUACUGUCACAGUAAACCUCAAGUCCACCACUCUUCAGAUCGACGCACUGGCCCUAGCAGGGAGAAUUGUCACGUUUGGCGACUCAGAUAAAACCGAGGGCCAUGGAUACUCUCUGAAACGGACUAUUCUGGCACAUGGCUCAGAGUUAAGCCCUGAAAGCAAACACUACUUUGAGCUAGAUGUGCGCGAGGUCUCCGUUUUGGACCAGAAUGUGAAAGAUGAACGGCUUGAGUAUAUCCAGAAGAAGUUCAAGUUGGAUAGCUCGCAGCUUAAAGCGGUCUAUAAUUCGGUCUUCCGUGUCGUUGCUGGUGUUCAUCUGGUUAAAGGGCCGCCAGGUAAUGGGAAAACCCAGACAACACUGGUAAUGAUCCUGAUUCUUGCCUGCCUCGGGCUCCAAUCAAGCUGUGGACACCCUGCUUCUGGCCUAUCAUGA
Penicillium salamii is the source of this 1488-nucleotide messenger RNA. The record is from the annotation of a GenBank genome assembly. Lineage: Eukaryota; Fungi; Ascomycota; Eurotiomycetes; Eurotiales; Aspergillaceae.